Molecule: messenger RNA, 1839 nt
Organism: Stereum hirsutum FP-91666 SS1
Lineage: Eukaryota; Fungi; Basidiomycota; Agaricomycetes; Russulales; Stereaceae
Product: alcohol oxidase-like protein
Exons: 18
Coding region: 1-1839 (612 amino acids)
Molecular function (GO): oxidoreductase activity, acting on CH-OH group of donors; flavin adenine dinucleotide binding
Source: RefSeq, a predicted model, not a curated record
AUGGCUACCACUCCAACCGUCGAUGCUGCGUACGACAUAAUAGUUGCCGGAGGCGGUACCUCUGGUUGUAUUGUCGCUUCACGAGUUGCAGCAGCCGAUUCAUCUCUCAAGAUCCUCGUGCUCGAAACUGGUCCACCCACCAAGGAUAUCCUCACACACAUCCAGCCAGCUCGCUUUCUCACUCAUCUCAUUCCUACUUCGAAUACGGUUCGGUUCCAUACCGCCCAGAGGUCAGACAGCUUGGGCGACCGUGAAAUGGUCAUAUCGUGCGCGCAAUGCUUGGGUGGCGGGUCCAGUGUGAAUUUUGGAAUGUAUACCCGAGGGAGCAGGUCGGACUACGAUGACUGGGAGACGACGUUCGAGAAUCCAGGAUGGAGCUCAGAGCACCUCAUACCGCUUUUUAAGAAGACUGAAACGUAUCAAGUAGAACCAGACGCGGUCAAUCACGGUUACGAAGGUCCUCUGAGCGUAUCAUGGGGAGGCAUGUACACGAAUGUCGGGACACAAUAUCUUGACGUAUCUAAGAAAUUUGACAAGGAGCGGGGUACUAACACCGCAGAUGGGCAGAAUAUCGACCCCAAUGAUCUUAGCACGGUCAAUAAGUACGCAAGGUGGCAGAAGUGGAUCGACGCUAAGACCGGAAAACGUUCUGACGUUCCGCAUCACUUCAUCUACAACCGUAGCUCGGAGGAAAAUAAAAACCUGCACAUAGUGACUGGCGCUCUUGUCAAGCGUGUCCUCAUCAGGAAUGGUCGUGCCACAGGAAUCGAAUUCUCCUUCAGCCGUCAAUUUUACCCCGACGCUCAGGCUACCGUUACCACGCAUACCGUCUCCGCCACACGCCUGGUCGUUGUUUCUGCCGGUACUUUCGGCAGUCCUGGAGUCUUAGAACGCUCCGGUAUUGGUCGCAAGGACGUCCUGGAGAGAUGCGGUGUCGAGAUAAACCUCGAGCUUCAAGGUGUUGGGGAGAACUUUCAGGACCACAACGUCCUCUUCGUUCCGUACCAAGCAUCUGAAGACGCCGAGACUCUGGAUGCCAUAUUGAGAAAUGACACGGAUGAAAUUUCUCUGACCUCGGGUCAAUGGUUCAAAGAUGGAAAGGGUCUUAUGGCGCACAACGGCCUCGAUGGCGGGAUCAAGAUGCGCCCCUCUCCUGCUGAACUCGAGGCUUUUGGACCCGAGUUCAAGAAGAGAUGGGAACAGGAAUUUAAAGACAAACCGGACAAACCUGUUCUCGGGCACGCCAUAGUGUCGAUGCUCGUGGGAGAUCCGACUGCGGUGCCACCAAGGAAGUAUUUCAGCAUGGGGUACUACAACACGUAUCCAGUAGGGAGAGGACAUGUACAUAUCACGGACGGAGAGGACGGCCUGGCGCCGACCGACUUCAGGACUGGAUACUUGGACGACAUCGUCGAUGUCAAACCUCUGGUAUGGGCCUACAAAUUCACUCGAGAAGUCGCUCGUCGCAUGCCUGUCUUUCGAGGAGAGCUCCCAGAGAUGCAUCCCAAGUUCCCCGAAGGCUCCAAAGCCGCACUCAUCCUAGAAUCAGACACAUCCGGGCCACUCGUUCUGAAUGAUCUAGUUACUGAGUAUGAUGAAGCGGACGAUGUGGCCGUCGAGCAGUACACGAGGGAGUUCCUCGGAACUUGCUCCAUGAAGCCUCGGGCGAAAGGCGGCGUGGUCGACUCGAAGCUGAACGUUUAUGGUGUCCAGGGUCUUAAAGUCUGUGAUAUGUCGAUAUGCCCUGCCAACGUUGGUGCGAACACGUAUUCCACAGCACUUGUAAUUGGAGAGAAGGGUGCCACAAUCAUCGGAGACGAGCUAGGCAUUCGAGUCUAA